Molecule: messenger RNA, 3016 nt
Organism: Drosophila eugracilis
Lineage: Eukaryota; Metazoa; Arthropoda; Insecta; Diptera; Drosophilidae
Exons: 2
Coding region: 2095-2958 (287 amino acids)
Source: RefSeq, a predicted model, not a curated record
AGCUGGUCGUAAAUCUUUGCACUUUUCACUUGGCACUGACCACUGGCUUCCUCCCACUUCUGUGGCCUUAAAUAUUCAUUUGUCGGAGUUGAAAAAUUGAACGAUUCUCGAUUUGGAUCCAGAUUUUUGUCUUUCUUUUUUUUUUUUUUUUGAGCCAUUUAGUAUACCGAUGUGAGAGCUAAAAACUGCAAGCUGGUGACGGGGCCGAGUAAUCGCUGGGUGGAAAUGGUUGCUCCUUAUAUAGUUUGUGUAUUGGACCGAUAUCGCCGUUGGCACAGGCAUCGAUGAGGUCAGGAUAUUAAGCCUUAAUUUAUGCAACGAUUUCUUUGCGCAUCGUGUUUAUCGAACGCCUCUCACAACAUUGCCACACAAAGUGCUCGUUGCUCCAAGGAAGUGACUCAAAAAACGGAAAAGGGUGAGAAGGAAAAUGAAUGAAGCUGGAAAAUGCAGGGCAAUGUCCCAUUAUACAGGGAAAGAUCCAUUAGCCAGACCUUGCAGCUUCUCGAAAGGGAUUUCAUUUAGCUGGAAGCUGGUGGCCAUUUUCGGUGAAAAGUUGACUUUUCUUGCCUGGAUUUACAUACAUUAACCCAAAAAGGUCAAUAUACGUACUAUAAUUUACGAAAAAAAUGAACGCUUUAGCAGAGGAAAAAUCUUAAAUUGUAUUUAAAACAUCGUAACUGGGCUUUUAUCCUGCACUUCAAAUAGCAUUCAAUCAUAUUUUGUUCAUCCCGAAAUGCACCAGAAACUGGGUAAGUUGUUCUGGAUUUUGUGACACUGGAGGAGAAGGAGAUGUGGAGGAAAUGGCGAUGGAAGGAAGGAGGCGACACAUAGAGAUGCAGAAGGCAUAUGGCACAUGGCAUAUGGUUGAAUGCCUGGAUGGCUUGGUGGCCUGGUUGGUUAUCUGCUCCCAUGAGUACCGAAUGUUGGGAGUUGGGAGCUUGGGUGAUAUGGUACCUAAGAGCUAAGAGCUGGGAGAUUGCAUUUUACUCAAGUAAACUGGGGCGCAGCAGCAGGAUAAAACACGAGAAUCAGUCUCGAAACCAAGGAUGCUAUUGCUGCGGCCUGAGUGUGAAUGUCUAUGUUUCGGCUGCUGCUGCUGCUGCUGGUGCUGUUGUAUUGCAGUUGCAGUGUGUGGCAAUGUUGCAAUGUUGCAAGUGAGAAUGCAUCAUUAGUGCAGGAAAGCCACGUGUUGCUGGCGGAAAGAGCGAAGCACUCGGGCUGCAAUAAACCACUGGGAAAUGGGUAUACCACUCUCGAGGGAUGCGAAACCAUGUGGCAAAUGGGGCUAAAACACAAGUGAAGCCAGGCAAAACCAGAGAAGACAUUCAAGUCUCCAUUUCUCUGUCUUUGUCUCUGUCUAAGGCUCUAUCUGCGUCGCCAAGUGGCAGUGAUGGAUAGAUGUCGGCAAUGCAUAGAACAGGACAGCAGUCAACGUUCAUUUCCUUGCCGGGAAAACUAAUAUUCGAGCAGCAUUCGAGUGCAGGAUAGCGAGAAAGAUACUGGGAUACAUGUUAGAAUCUGAACGCUUCACUGCAUCUGCUCGACCAGGGAGAUUGAGUUAUCAAAUGAAUAUUUUAGCCAUUAUAUCAAUUGUUUUUAAAUUUAAAUCUAAUGAAAAGUCAGGGUUAACUUGAUUAAGAACUAGUUUUAAGUUCCUUUUUUGAAAUGAUUCCAUAUUAUACGUUAAAUUUGGUUUAUAUCUACCACUUUACCAGCUUGACUUUAUAAUUUUCAGCAAUCUUCUUGAUUGAUUAGCUUCAGGGAAUGAGAAAUUAAUACCAAUAAUCUAGGUAAAGGACAUAUUUAAAUGCCUUAAGACAGACGCAAAGUUAUAGCCAAGAUGUUAAAUGAACAAAUGAAAAUUUGUAAUUUUAUUAUGUAUUUUUAGAAUGUUUACCGACAAUUUGCCACCUGAAUGAUUUGACAGGCAAAUUAAAGUGACGCCUUAGGAAACGAUGACUUAAUACUCUUAGUGAAAAGCAAAACAAAUCAAAAUCCACUGCGAUAGCAUUGACAGUUUUACAAAAUUUCUAAGUAAUUUAUUUCCUUUUCAAAUUCUCGUGAUUAUUUGCAAUUUAGUGACCAACGACGACGAUGCCCAAACGAGCUCCCUAUACAUGGCGCCAGCCAGAAUUUCCCGGUGACGGAAGCGACCUUUUCUGGCAGAGUCCCACACUGCUAGUCAUCUGCCAAAAUGCCGAUGUGGAGACGGCGAUCCAGCCACUUCUGCGUUCCCUGAAGCAACCCUUUGCACCAGGCAUGGUGGCCAGUAUCUUUGUUCACGAAACGAUGCGUGAUGCAUUCUGUGAGCGAAUGCGCAGCCGAAUGGAACAGAUGCAUCAUCAGGCGGCUAGCCAUUUCAACUAUUUGAAGGCCGUGCAAAUGGUGGAUUGUCUCAAAGCGGAAGUUGUCAGCCAGCUAACGCCGGAUGACAUCAAUUUCCGGUUCAAAAUGACCCCCGGCUCGCCGGUGAUCGUUUGUGAAUUCAAUCAGAGUUUCUUUGGAGGAUCAAAGCCCAGUGCAUUGGUGACGCUGCACACCUUUCGCUAUGCCUCCGAACUGCCCCGCCUGCUGGCCAACGAACGAGUGCCGUUCGCCAGUGCCGCCGUCUGGGGACAUAAGAUGGCCACCGUUUAUGAAGCAGCUCUGCAUUUGGAUCUCACUGUCGUCUAUAUCAACUGCCAGGGGAUUACCAUAAGCCCCAUUGUGGAGUUUCUUGAUGCCCACCAGACGCAUGUGGUGCUGGCCAAGUUUCAUCACUUCGAGGUGAUAUCGCAUGGUGGCAAGUAUCGGAUUAUUAUAUACCCGGCUAUGGUUAUAUGGGAACCACCAAAUCGGCAAUCAGCUGGAGUUGAAGAAACUUCCACGGAGGAGGUAGCGGGGAGCAUUAUGUCACAGACACCUAAGAGCAGCGAAAUUUUAUUGCCAAAAACCAACAUUAAAGUGCUUCGUUUUUAGUUAUGUUAAAUUAUAAUGUACGAUUAUGUUAGACCAUAAAGAGAGUAUUAAGUAUUAA